GGUGUAGACCGUCACUCUACUACUGCUCAGAGUUCACAAAAACCGUUUACCUCUAGCUAUGGAACCCAGUCAGGGUCUUCUACUCCCUUCACCCUGCAAGGAAGUAUCACUUUUGAUGGGUCACCACAGCCUCAAGGUGUUGCCAGUCAGUCUACUAUUUGGGGCUCUCCGAAGCCACUUACCUCUACCUUUGCAGGUAACUCUGACACCCGGGCAGGGUCCUCUACUCCAUUUAUCCUGCAGGGAGGCACCGCUUAUGGUGGUUCAUCUCAACCUCAAGAUACCACAGGUCCGCCUGCCCCUGGAUCUCAUUUCUCCCAUGCAAGUGUAACCCUGUCCUCACCCCAAGCUGGUCCAUCUACUAAUGUUCAGGCUUCUCGAAAGCGGUUUACCUCUGCCUACCAGGGCAGCUCUGGGGCUUCGUUUGGGGCCUCUACAGGUUUUGCCUCCCAAGGAAUGAGCAGCUCUUACGGUGGUUCUGACCAGUCUCAAGGUACCACUAGCCAGUUUGCCCCUGGGUCUCCGUCAUAUCUAGGUUUAUUAUUGUCCUCACCCCAUGCUGGUCCAUCUACUAAUGUUAAAGGUUCUCUGAAGCGGCUGGCUUCUACCUUCGUAGGCAGCUCUGGCACCCAGGCAGGGUCCUCUACGCCAUUUAUCCUGCAGGGAAGCACUGCUUAUGAUGCAUCACCUCAGCCUCUAGAUACUGCUAGCCAGUUUUCCCCAGGGUCUCCUUCCUCAUAUCCAGGUUUAUCACUGUACUCACCCCAAGGUGUUGUUAGUCAGUCCAGCCAAGCAUAUCAAGGCUAUUCUGUGUCCCAAAGCCAGAAGUCUCAAAGAUGGCAGCCUUCAGCUGUUAUUCAGACCUCCGAUGCAGCUGCGUCACAGGGUAGCUCUUCAUCUCAAAGCUCUCCAAUGCAG
Molecule: messenger RNA, 918 nt
Organism: Sinocyclocheilus grahami
Lineage: Eukaryota; Metazoa; Chordata; Actinopteri; Cypriniformes; Cyprinidae
Product: sialidase-like
Exons: 2
Source: RefSeq, a predicted model, not a curated record